Messenger RNA from Cordyceps militaris CM01, 1548 nucleotides. Its product is annotated as mitotic check point protein (Bub2), putative. Gene Ontology annotation, cellular component: mitotic spindle pole body. The record is from RefSeq and is a predicted model, not a curated record. Gene Ontology annotation, biological process: negative regulation of septation initiation signaling; activation of GTPase activity. Lineage: Eukaryota; Fungi; Ascomycota; Sordariomycetes; Hypocreales; Cordycipitaceae. Bases 1 to 1548 code for a protein of 515 amino acids. Gene Ontology annotation, molecular function: GTPase activator activity. The transcript is spliced from 3 exons.
AUGCACUUUGAAGCUUCCGACCUCGUCCCGGCCGCUCCCCUCCCAACGGGCCCUUUCCAGGCUCGCCCAGCACCUACUCCAGCCAUGACAACCAGUCCCUCCCGCGAGGGCUCGACACCGACCAGCAAUGCCCCCGCGCCGCCGCUCCCUCCUGCUGCUUCGGCCCAGCACAACUCGCUCCUCCACACGGACCUGCAGCCGCCGCCGUCGCCGCGGACGCAUCGCGCCCUGCGGCGUCUCCAAUCCGCGCACACGCUCGGCGCCAAGGCCGCGAGCCAGGCAAACGCGCUCAUCGCGCCGCACUACCGCGACGCGCUGCACCGCAACGCCUCGCCCGUGCGCGGCAGCAGCAGCAACGCCGCGACGAUACCCACGAUGCCCCCUCGCCCGCCCGUCGUCGUCGUGCCCGCGCCGCAGCGGAGCAGGGGCCGCGCCAAUAGCGAUGCCGUCGCCCCCAUGAUGCACACGAUGAACGCCCCUAUGCGGCGCCCAGGCGCCGCCACCAAGCCCGUCUUCUCCCACGGCCAUCUCUCGCUGCAGCAGAUUAUCCGCGAGGGCCCGACAGACGGCGACUUUAUCGGGGCGCUGGAGAGCGCGCGGUGGAAGGUGGUCGACGAGGGCGUCAAGAGUGCCGAAGACGGCAUGUCCACCGUUCGCAUCUACGUCUGGCUCGUCCUGCUCGACGCCCCCAUCAUGCCCACCGACGACUACCUCGGCCUCAUCCACCGGGGCGCCUCGCCCGCGUACGCCAAGAUCCGCAACGACACCUUCCGCACGCUCACCACCGAUCCGCUCUUCCGGCGGCGCGUCAGCGAGGCGAGCCUCAUCCGGCUGCUCAACGCCGUGGCGUGGAAGCUGCACGACGCGCGCGAGGCCGAGCGCCAGCAGCAGGAUCCCGAUGCGCCGCUGAUCCUCCAGAGCCGGCCGGGCAGCAGCCACUCGUCGCGGCCGACCCGCGAAUCCCUCACAGGCGGCGGCGGCGGCAGCAUGUCCGGCGCGGGGGGGUCGCGCGCGGGCGCGCCCGAACCCGGCACGUACGUGCAGGGCAUGAACGUGCUGGCGGCGCCGUUCCUGUACGCGGCGCGCAGCGAGGGCGAGGCGUUUGCCGCGUUCCACACGCUGCUCACGCGCGAGUGCCCGGCGUACAUCCGCGGCGCCAUGACGGGCGUGCACCGCGGCCUGGCGCUCGUCGACCGCGUCCUCGCCGUCGUCGACCCCCGGCUCAGCCUGUACCUCACCGCCAAGGGGCUGGCGGCAGAGAUCUACGCCUUCCCGUCCGUGCUCACCCUCUGCGCCUGCACCCCCCCGCUGCCAGAGGUGCUCAAGCUCUGGGACUUCUUGUUCGCGUAUGGGCCGCACUUGAAUAUCCUGUGCAUCGUCGCCCAGCUCACCAUUAUGCGCGCGCAGAUUCUACAGUCGCCAAGCCCAAAUAAAGUCUUGCGCUCGUUUCCGCCGCUGAAUGCCGACCUCAUCAAGAGCGUCACCAUCGGCAUCAUCAAGCAGAUCCCCGACGACAUCUACGCCGACAUUGUCGUCCACGCGCAGUAG